Messenger RNA from Ipomoea triloba (trilobed morning glory), 1404 nucleotides. Its product is annotated as THO complex subunit 4A-like. Bases 324 to 911 code for a protein of 195 amino acids. Gene Ontology annotation, molecular function: mRNA binding. The transcript is spliced from 4 exons. The record is from RefSeq and is a predicted model, not a curated record. Gene Ontology annotation, cellular component: nucleus. Gene Ontology annotation, biological process: mRNA export from nucleus. Lineage: Eukaryota; Viridiplantae; Streptophyta; Magnoliopsida; Solanales; Convolvulaceae.
CUGUUGCAUGAGAAUUACCAGUUUUUCAACCGUAUCCUCGAGUGUAUUUGCUUGGCUCAAGUGUAUUCCCCAGCGACUUGCCCAUCUUCAUGCCGUCCUAAAACUCUAAAAAUAAAAGCAAGCUGCAUGAAAGUGAAAAUAGGCAUAAUUUGGGGACCCAUGUAUGACGUACGUAUCUCUCAAAUUGCAUAAUUUGCACAUGCACACAAAAUCAGGGAGUCGCUAUAUAUAAUCUAACGAAGCAAGCUUCUCGGUUCUCCCCUCCUUCAAGAAUUGGAAUUCAAGAUUCAAAUUGACUCAAAGCAGAUUCUCUCCCCCGAACCAUGGUGGAUUCGGAUCCGGUUCGCGCUCCGUCCCCUCCUCCUCCCCAACGGAGGUCGCGUUCCCGGCACCGAAACCGAAGGUCCCGUUCCCGGCACCGCCGUCGCCAACGCAACGGAAGGUCCCCUUCCCGCAACGGAAGGUCCCGUUCCCGGCACCGGUCCCGACGCCGCCGCGAAAGGUCCCGUUCUGGACGCCGCCGCGAAAGGUCCCGUUCCGGACGCCGCGAAAGGUCCCGAUCCCGGUCAGCUCCGCCCAUGCGCCACCGGAGAGCGGAAAGGACCUGGUCUCCGCUGCCCUUGACCUAUGAUGAGUCCUUUGAAGGCCGGUUACACACUCACUGGGAUAGUUCGACUAUGCUGUGUGUAUAUAAUUUGAGUGAUCACAUAACUAGUCAUGAUAUAACACGAUUCUUUGCUCAUGUUGGCCCAAUGGUUUCUUGCACUCUCAAGUGCAAUAGGUUCGGGGAGUCAAUGGGAAUCGCGGAAGUGAUCUAUUUGUACCCCAGGCAUGCCAUAAGAGCGAUUAGAAUGUAUAGGGAAAUUUUAUUGGACGGUAGGCCAAUGAAGUUUGAAAUUGUUGACAUUUAACUUUCAAAUUUUUUCUGCUACCUAUACUGCUAAUCAGUUGGCUGAUGUAUUCAGCAAGCCACAUGCUCCGAAAACCUUCUGCAACUUCAUUUCCAAACUUGGUCUACAUAACUUGUACACUCCGGGGGGUAUCAACUGAUAGUAACUCCUCACCUAACCUCACGUGCAGCACAUCUGAUUUGUAACUGCUUUUCAGUUGUUUUGUUUGUUCUGUUUUCAUUCUCCAACUGCUCUCAGUUGAUCCUGAACCUAUUGAGUAUGAAUGAUAGCUUGCAUUCUUCUUCUUCUUCUUCCAUCUUCUGCACUAUCUCCCUUUCCUUUUCUCCACAGUCCUUGGUGUAAUUUGUCAUCCGAUAACGUUUUCUUCUCUAGACAAACCCAACCCAAUUGUUUUGAAUUUUUGAGAAGUUUUUCACCGUGAAAUUUUCAACAUUGAAAAAAAAAAAAGUCUAAAAGUCGGUGUAGUUUAACGUUUCCAACCUUUGAGUGAAAA